GACAAGACACAGGCUUACCUCUGAGGCAUGCACCCCCACCUUCUCCAGGGACCUCAUUAGAGAUGUUUAGCUGGGAAGGUGUCAGGCCAAGCCCUCGGAGACAGGGCAGAGUGCUGAAACCAGUCUCCACCUCAUCAGUAGCGGAGAACCCUGUUUGUGUUGCUAAGAGCUUUAGAAACCAAAGCCAGAGAAGUUGCAACUGGAGACCAAAGUCGGAAUUAGUCUUCACCUCCUAAAACACCCAGAGACCCUGGACAUAUCAAACCCCAACACCAGGACGCAGAAACAUGAGCCAGGACAACAAAGUGAAGACAACAGAGUCCAGCCCACCUGUCCCACCCAAGGCCAGGAAGUCAGUGCCUGUCCUGGACCCAUCUGGGGACUACUAUUACUGGUGGCUCAACACGAUGGUCUUCCCAGUGAUGUAUAACCUCAUCAUUGUUGUGUGCAGAGCCUGUUUCCCUGACCUGCAGCAUGGUUAUCUGGUGGCCUGGUUAGUGCUGGAUUAUAUAAGUGACCUGCUGUACCUGCUGGACAUCGUGGUGCGUUUCCACACAGGAUUUCUGGAACAAGGCAUUCUGGUGGUGGACAAGGGCAGGAUCUGCAGUCGCUACGUUCGCACCUGGAGCUUCUUCUUGGACCUGGCUUCCCUGGUGCCCACCGAUGUGGCCUACGCGCGGCUGGGCCUGCACACGCCCACGCUGCGGCUGAACCGCUUUCUGCGCGCGCCCCGCCUCUUCGAGGCCUUCGACCGCACCGAGACCCGCACGGCCUACCCCAACGCCUUCCGCAUCGCCAAGCUGAUGCUGUACAUCUUCGUUGUCAUCCACUGGAACAGCUGCCUGUACUUCGCCCUGUCACGGUACCUGGGCUUCGGGCGUGACGUGUGGGUGUACCCCGACCCCGCGCGCCCCGGGUUCGAGCGCCUGCGGCGCCAGUACCUGUACAGCUUCUACUUCUCCACGCUCAUCCUCACCACCGUGGGCGACACGCCGCUGCCCGACUGCGAGGAGGAGUACCUGUUCAUGGUGGGCGACUUCCUGCUAGCAGUCAUGGGCUUCGCCACCAUCAUGGGGAGCAUGAGCUCGGUCAUCUACAACAUGAACACGGCCGACGCGGCCUUCUACCCCGACCACGCGCUCGUCAAGAAGUACAUGAAGCUGCAGCGGGUCAACCGCCGGCUGGAGCGCAGGGUCAUUGACUGGUACCAGCACCUGCAGAUCAACAAGAAGAUGACCAACGAGGUGGCCAUCCUGCAGCACUUGCCUGAGCGGCUGCGAGCAGAAGUGGCCGUGUCUGUGCACCUGUCUACUCUGAGCCGGGUGCAGAUCUUCCAGAACUGUGAGGCCAGCCUGCUGGAGGAGCUGGUGCUGAAGCUUCAGCCCCAGACCUACUCACCAGGAGAGUAUGUCUGCCGCAAAGGGGACAUUGGCCGGGAGAUGUACAUCAUCCGCGAGGGGCAGCUGGCGGUGGUGGCAGAUGACGGCGUCACGCAGUAUGCUGUGCUCGGUGCGGGGCUUUACUUCGGGGAGAUCAGCAUCAUCAACAUCAAAGGAAAUAUGUCUGGAAACCGCCGCACUGCCAACAUCAAGAGUCUGGGUUAUUCAGACCUGUUUUGCCUGAGCAAGGAAGACCUGAAGGAAGUGCUGAGUGAGUACCCCCAGGCCCAGACUGUCAUGGAGGAGAAGGGCCGUGAGAUCCUGCUCAAAAUGAACAAGCUGGAUGUCAACGCCGAGGCAGCUGAGAUCGCCUUGCAGCAGGCUACAGAGAACCGGCUGCAGGGCCUUGACCGGCAACUCGAUGAUCUCCAGACCAAGUUCGCACGUCUCUUGGCUGAACUGGAGUCCAGCGCGCUCAAGAUCGCCUAUCGCAUUGAGAAACUGGAGUGGGAGACUCGGGAGUGGCCCGUGCCAGAUGAGCCGAUUGAGGCCGAUGACGAGGAUGAGAGUGGGGAGGGAACUUCCAAGAGUGGGGCAGGCAAAGCUGACCAGGAGGGGGCCCCAGGCCCAGAAUGAACCCCCACCCCCAAUCCUAAGGACCAAAAGGAUCCGAAGUUGGAGCAGUCUUCCUGCAGAAACUCUUCCAUCUCGACUACUAGUUUUUUUUUUUUUUAAUUUUUUAUUUAAGAAAGGAUUAGUGAACAAUCGACUACUAGUUUUUUGUUUUUAAUUUUUUUGACAUUUUUUUAACCUUUAUUUAUUGGCUAGAGACAGUCAGAAGUCAAGAGAGAAAGGGCUGAUAGAGAGGGAGAGAGACAGAGAGACACCUGCAGCCCUGCUUCACCACUCAAGAAGCUUUCCCCCUGCAGGUAGGGACUGGGGGCCAAACCCCGGUCCUUUAGCAUUGUAACAUGUGCGCUCAACCAGAUGCGCCACCACCCCGACUAUUAGGUUACAGAGGCAGGAGUGAGCAGGUCGAGGCCCAGCUAGAGAUGCAGGAGCACAGCACGAGUGCAGUCCCUUCUCGCUAACAUAAGCACAGUCUCACAGAGGCAGCUGCUCGCUCUCAAAUGUCUUAUACCCACAUGCUCCAUACACAGCCAACCACGCACUUACACUGUGAGUCACAGCGAUAGACUGAUGCCUCCACAGGUGUGCACACCCUUGUGAAUAUACUCAGAGCCCCCGUGUCCCAACAUGUCCUUUAAAUGGCCUGCAGAUGGGAAGUUCACAAGGACACUUCAAUAAAGUAUCUGCUGCCUCACUGUGUAUUAAUGGACUGAUGGGAGAAGGCAAAUCAGUGGUGGGAUAGGAUGGAUUCUGCCUGGAUUCUGAGUCACAGAGGCAUGGGACACGGACUGUGUACUAGGUGGUAGGUUAGAUCCAAAGAGACUGUGAUGUCUGGUGAAUUGAGCUGUACUGAGAGUGGUUCAUGUGGUACAGCACACAUUACCAUGUGCAAGGACCAAGUUCAAGCCCCUGGUCCCCACCUCAGGAAGGAAAUUUCAGAAGCAGUGGAGCAGUGCUAUAGCCCUCUCCCCACCCGACCCCUCUCCCACCUCUUCUGUGUGUGUGUGUGUGUCUGACUGUUUCUGUCUCUCUCUUUCUCUCUCUUUUAUUUUUUUAUUUUAUUUUAUUUUAUUUUAUUAUUGGAUAGAGACAGAGAGAAAUUGAGAGGGGAGGGGGAAGGAAAGAGAGAGAGACAGAAAGACACCUACAGCCCUGCUUCACCACUUGUGAAGCUUUUCCCCUGCAGGUGGGGACCAGGGGCUUGAACCUGUGUCCUUGUGCACUGUAAUGUGUGCAGUUAACCGGGUGCACCACCACCUGGCCCCCUCUCUUUCUCUUUAUUGCCACUAGGGUUAUUGCUGGGGUUUGGUGCUGGCACAGCUCCUGGCAGUCAUGUUUUCUUUUAUCUUUUAUUUUCUUUCUAUUUUGCUUUUUUGAUGGGAGAGAAAUUGAGAGGGGAGGGGGAGAUAUGAAGGGAGAAAGAUAAGACACUUGCAGACCUGCUUCACCACUCAUGAAGCUUCCCCCUGCAGGUGGGGAGCGGGGGCUUGAACACGGAUCCUUGUGCAUGACAAUGUGCACCCUUAACUGAG
Messenger RNA from Erinaceus europaeus (western European hedgehog), 3541 nucleotides. RefSeq names its product cyclic nucleotide gated channel subunit alpha 4 (gene CNGA4). Gene Ontology annotation, cellular component: intracellular cyclic nucleotide activated cation channel complex; plasma membrane. The transcript is spliced from 6 exons. Gene Ontology annotation, molecular function: protein-containing complex binding; cGMP binding; voltage-gated potassium channel activity. Gene Ontology annotation, biological process: monoatomic cation transmembrane transport; potassium ion transport. The record is from RefSeq and is a predicted model, not a curated record. The coding region runs from base 288 to 2015 and encodes 575 amino acids. Lineage: Eukaryota; Metazoa; Chordata; Mammalia; Eulipotyphla; Erinaceidae.